Messenger RNA from Thunnus maccoyii (southern bluefin tuna), 2066 nucleotides. It is a transcript of the gene bco1, whose product is annotated as beta-carotene oxygenase 1. The transcript is spliced from 12 exons. The record is from RefSeq and is a predicted model, not a curated record. Gene Ontology annotation, molecular function: carotenoid dioxygenase activity; beta-carotene 15,15'-dioxygenase activity. NCBI's taxonomy places the organism in Eukaryota, Metazoa, Chordata, Actinopteri, Scombriformes, Scombridae. Gene Ontology annotation, biological process: retinal metabolic process; carotene catabolic process. Bases 76 to 1656 code for a protein of 526 amino acids.
UGCGGAGCGCGUUUCGCAGAACCGAGCUACAAGAUUUUUAGGGAAAUCUCCACAGACCAGGCAUUGUCAGCAGACAUGGCCACAGACUUUUCCAAGAACGCAGAAGAGAGGCCAGAGCCUUUACAGGCAGAAGUGAAAGGAAGUAUUCCCAGCUGGCUGCAAGGUACACUCUUGCGCAAUGGCCCUGGCAUCUUUUCUGUGGGAGACACCAGCUACGACCACUGGUUUGAUGGGAUGGCAAUCAUGCACAGCUUCGCCUUUAAAGACGGUGAAGUGACCCACAGAAGCAGAUUCCUCAGAAGUGACACCUACAAAGCAAACAUGGCUGCAAACAGAAUUGUUGUGUCUGAAAUGGGAACAAUGGCCUAUCCAGACCCAAGCAAGAACUUCAUCUUCAAGGCAAUUACCUUUCUCAACCACACAGUACCUGACUUCACAGACAAUGGUGCAAGCAAUUUCAUCAAAUAUGGGAAUGAUUAUUAUGCCACCUCUGAAACCAACUACAUCCGCAAGAUUGAUCCUGUGACCCUGGAAACCCAGGAUAAGGUGGACUACAUGAAGUACCUGCCUGUAAACCUGGUUUCAUCCCAUCCACACUACGACAAGGAGGGCAACACCUACAACAUGGGGACUUCAAUAGCAGAAAAGGGCAAGACAAAAUACAUGCUGUUCAAAGUCCCUGCUGCUGCUGCUGCUGCUUCAGAGAAAGACAAAGGCAAGGAUGUCCCUGCGCUGAAGAAUGUGGAGGUGAUCUGCACGGUUCCCUGCCGCUCCCUCCUCACGCCGAGCUACUACCACAGCUUCGGCAUGACGGAGAACUACUUCAUCUUCAUUGAGCAGCCUUUCAAACUGGACAUCCUCAAGAUGGCCACUGCAUAUAUGAGGGGAGUCAACUGGGCAAGCUGCUUGAAGUUCAGCCCCGAGGAAAAUACUCUGAUCCAUCUGAUAGACAGAAAUACUGGCAAAGAGGUAGAGACUAAGUACUACACUGGAGCAAUGGUUGUCUACCAUCACGUGAACGCUUUUGAGGACAACGGUCAUGUCAUCUUCGAUGUCAUCGCCUAUAAUGAUACCAGCCUUUAUGAAAUGUUCUACCUGAGUAAGCUGAAGGAAAAUACCACAUCACACGACGAUAGCUACUCAAAACCAGGCUAUAGGAGAUUUGCACUUCCCGUCCAGUCAGACAAGGGCACUGCAGUUGGAGAGGAUCUGAUGAAACUCAAAUACACAACAGCCAGCGCUGUGAAGGAGAAAGAAGGCAAACUAAUGUGCCAGGCAGAGGUGCUUUAUGAAGGGUUUGAAUUACCCAGAAUAAAUUAUGACUUCAAUGGCAAGAAGCACCGGUUUGUCUACGGGAGCUGUGUCGAGGAAUCUGCACUUUCAAAACAGAUUGGGAAGUUUGACACAGAAACCAAGGAAAUGGUUUACUGGAGUGAGGACAACUGCUGGCCGUCAGAGCCGGUGUUCAUCCCCAGACCGAAUGCAGAGUCAGAGGAUGAUGGUGUGGUCUUAACAUCAGUUAUCAACUCCAAUCCAGACCAGUCUAGUUUUAUUCUGGUUCUUGAUGGCAAAACAUUCAAGGAGGUAGCUCGCGCAUGUGUGAACACCACACUCCACAAGGACAUGCAUGGAUUUUUCAUCCCACAUGGAAAUUAGUCAGUGUGUAUAUGUAAAUGCCAUGGGCAAACUUCCAAAACUGUAAUUGUGUCAAAAUGAUAUGGCACAGGAAUAUGUGUGAAUGCUGUGAAAUACACUGCUGAAUCGGCUUUUAGACAGAUGUGCGAUGGGGAUUCAUGAACUUGCUGAUUUCAUGGACUACCUCAUCUCCGUUUAAGUAUAGAGAUUGUAUUAAAACAUUUUUUCUUGCUAUGUUUAUUAAAAUGAAUUUAUUGAUUUUAUGUGGAUGACAAUGUUGCCUACGCAUGUAUAUACCACUGUUUGUUAUGUAAUCCACGUUAUUCUAUUGUACUGCUAUUCUACUGCAAUGUUAUUGUACCUAAACUCAUCCUUUUCAUUAAAAAAUAAUACAUGUAAAGUUCUGAGAUGUAUUACCACUCUUUAGUUUG